AUGAAUGACCUUGUUCGGGGUGCUUUUGGCCAGUUGGUCCCCAUUGGCACGCUCUACAAUGCUAAAUCCGACUCAUUUCUGGACGCCUCCAUCUUACGCAGCGGGCAGCCCUUCCAUGCAACGAGCCAACGCAAAAUUAAGGCUUUCAAAAUCGCUCACAAUGCAAGCGGGAAAUAUGACAGUCGAAUUGAACCUCUUGGUGUAAGCCACGACACGGCAGCGAGUAUCAUCUCUGGCGCUAUCAAGGUCCAGGGAUCGUCAGAUUACCUUCAAGCCGAGUUCGACUCUCCGGGCUCUCUUCACGGCGCCUAUCAUUAUACAUUCUCCACGCUUGUCGAUGAGCUUGACCUGAGGAGAGUCAGCCUGAGAGAGCACAUGGACGUGAUGCCACUGCAAACUCGAGACAGCACACAUGUGGUGACUGGCAUCGCUUGGGGCAUGCGAAACACACUUGUGAUCAAUCAUGAGUUUUCAGGAGAGUCUCCAGGACCUCAAGUUGAGCGUGCAUUCUUUCGAGACUUGAGUCGGCUCGAAGCCUUAACACAGUCCCUCACUGGAUAUCCUGAAUCUGGCUCUCAUGGAGCCAGCCCACUAGAGCUUCUAUACACCUUCCAUCUAUACACCGAUGCUUCCAAAGAGGGCCUGGAGAUGACCGGUCUUGAUGCGAUGCGCACUUUCAUUCGCCUCCGCCUAGGCGAGUUACCCAAGACGAACGACGGCAAAGGGUGGCCGCUCUCCUACACCCUGCUCCCUAUCGACAGGCUAGACAGGCAUAUAUCUGGCUUUCAGAGAAUCAUUGUCGCUCCAAUUCCGUUGCCCAUCGACGACUUUACCGAGUUCAUGGGUCUCUUUGACGAAUUCACCAGCUGCAAGAAGAAGCUUGGUGGCUAUUACAAGAGCUUGUUGGAGAAGCGAUCAUAUGUGUCAGAGGAGCACAUUCGGGCUGUUUACCAUUCAAUCAGUCUUUUGAAUCAGUGGAAGACGCAGCUUCAACAAAGACUCGCCCCAACGUUGGUGUCCAUCAGGAUGGGUGCCAUGGGCCCUCAGCAUCUCCACAACCUAUACAGCAACGUCGAAGCGGAGGCCGGAUCCCCCAGACUCAUGUCUCCUUUUAUCGGUCAAGAAACAGAGAAGCUUCGCCUCUUAGCCGAGGCUAUCGCGGCUGGUGCUGUGUACAUCGGCCACGGCGGGUCACCUCUAGAGAAGAUCAAGACUCCCCACGAUGACCCAGGGUGCCACGCCUUUCUUCUCAGCACUGCCGCGACCCAGCAGAAGAUAAUAUGGGACCACCAAUGCAAUUCUUUGAUGCGCCUACUCAGACAGUCGAACCAGGGCAAACCUGUGUAUGUCGUCGACUGUGAUGCCCCCUCCUGUCGCCUGGAGCUGGAAGACGCCCGCAUGGUAGAACAUCAGAGCGGGCGCGAACUCGUCACCGAAUUGGAUGUUGAAAAGCCCAAUCCCCUUCUCGAGUACUGCUUUGCUCGUUAUGGUCCAGACCGCUCGAAGACUGCAGAUCGCUCCGACACAGAAGGUGACUUGAGACCCGUGGAUCGUCGCUUCGUCAAGAUCCCCUGCCCUGGAAUACGCUGUGACCGCAACACCGCGUGUGAAUGGAUCUGCUUCCAUUGUUCUGAACCUCUCGAGUUCGGCGUAACAGACGAGCACAUCUACUGUGACUGUGGCUAUCAUUCCCAUGCCUCUUACGACUUCAAGUGCAAUAGCGAGUCUCACGGGCCUGGCUUUGAUCGAUAUCCGUUGGAUAAUCUGUCGACCAUGCUUCGAAAACUCAAGCCCGACUCUGUCAACAUCUUGAUCCUCGGCGAGACAGGCGUGGGGAAGUCGACCUUCAUCAAUGGCUUCCUCAACUACCUGACACAUGACACCCUGGAUGAAGCCAAAGCCGCCAAAAAGCUCAAGCUGCUCAUCCCCUGUUCCUUCUCAACCCAGACCAUGAACAGAGAUAACCCGGACCAAGAGAUCCAGGAAAGGACCAUCCGCGUUGGCACUCCCAGGCAAGACGAAGCAGACGGCGUCGAAGGAGAAUCAGCCACCCAACGGACGAACGUGUAUGCUAUCACCGUUGGCACGAAGAGAUAUCGCCUUUUCGACACGCCGGGCAUCGGAGACACACGUGGAUCCAAUCAUGACAAUGAGAACAUAGCCAACAUGAUGAAGAUGCUGAGCAACUAUCAAGACAUUCACGGCAUACUUAUCCUGCUCAAAUCCAACAGCUCUCGGCUGAAUGUCAUGUUCAGAUUCUGCAUCAAGGAAUUGCUUGCGCAUCUUCAUCUGAGCGCCGUGUCAAAUGUCGUCUUUGGAUUUACAAACACCCGUGUCUCUGAAUAUACAGCCGGUGAUGUAUUUGGGCCCUUGAAGAAACUUCUAGGGGAGCACGAUUAUCUCCACCUUAACUUGACUACGUCGACUACCUACUGCUUCGACUCGGAGAGCUUCCGCUAUUUAGCAGCAUACAGUCAAGGUAUCACACUGCCAAACGAGGAGGGCAUGCGCAACAGCUGGGAGCACUCCAAGAACGAGACGCAAAGACUCGUUCAGUACCUCGAGUCAAGAACUCCACACGACGUCAACAGCACGCUGAGCAUGAACGGGGCCCGCCGGCAAGUGGAACAGCUCAUGAAGCCCAUGUCGGAAAUCUCGCGUUGCAUCGCACAAGGCAUUGCCGUUCUGACGAAAAGCAAGGAAGACCUCACAGACAGGAGACUCAAGGGAGAAAAACUCCGCGAGAAGCUGCACCCCGAGGUCCCUAGUUGGACCGCCAAGAAGCUCGCCAAGCCACGAACCAUCUGUACGGCGAAAUCUUGCUCCCAAGUCAGAAUAAGCAACAACGGGGACAAGAUCAUAGUGUCCAAGAGACAGUGCCAUGCAGGCUGUACACUCCCCAACGUCCAACAAGAGACCCUCGCCGAUCCAGCCCUCAAGAAAUGUCGCGCCUUUGAUAGAGGCAAAAGAGACAUAUGUAAUGCCUCCGGCUGCCGACACCGUUGGCAGUUGCACAUGCACAUCCUGUACGAAGCGGAAGAGGUCACAAUCAGGAUCAAGGAUAAGGAGAUCGGACGCCUCCUCGAAAUCAACGCCAGCGACGUGAAGCUUCGGGAAGCAGCAAGCAUAAAUUUAGAGAAACGUAUCUUCGAGUACCGGUAUGAACUGCAUAAAAUGCAGGAGGCAAGGGCGCUGUUCUUUGUGUUCCUUUCCAAGAACGCCAUGACCCCCAUCAACGACUCGACGGUUGAAUACCUCGACAUGCUGAUCCACGACGAGGAGAGCAAGGUUGAGUCUGGAAGGCAAUUGGGGUUUCCCGUUGACAAGAACAAGGAAACACUCAAGAAUCUUCGUAGAGACCGACAAGCACAUCUCGAUCUCGUCGAAGCCUACCAGCAAAAUACCCACAGAGUCUCAGACCAACAGCUGACCGGGAAGGGCAUCGAUGAUCUCGUCAAGUCGCUCUACAGCCUCAAGCAUUUCGGCCAGAAUCUCAAAAGUCUAGAGAACACAAUCACAUCAUCUCACAGGGCGACGUAUCGCGAGCGACCGUUUCGGGUGUCACGGCCUGGAGGAAGGCAAGCUGCCCGCAGCGCGUCUGAGAAGAGGCUGGGCGGGGAGGGGGCUGUGGUUGUACACGGUGGCAAACAUGAGAGUAGGCGCAAGAAGGGAGGACAGGGUGGAUUGGGAGGCUGGUUGCCGAACCUGACACGGAGAUGA
This is a messenger RNA of Fusarium vanettenii 77-13-4, 3720 nucleotides long. RefSeq lists its product as uncharacterized. Lineage: Eukaryota; Fungi; Ascomycota; Sordariomycetes; Hypocreales; Nectriaceae. The record is from RefSeq and is a predicted model, not a curated record. The transcript is spliced from 2 exons. Bases 1 to 3720 code for a protein of 1239 amino acids.